Exophiala oligosperma is the source of this 2046-nucleotide messenger RNA. RefSeq lists its product as uncharacterized. Gene Ontology annotation, molecular function: DNA binding; DNA-binding transcription factor activity, RNA polymerase II-specific; zinc ion binding. Bases 1 to 2046 code for a protein of 681 amino acids. The transcript is spliced from 3 exons. Gene Ontology annotation, biological process: regulation of DNA-templated transcription; DNA-templated transcription. NCBI's taxonomy places the organism in Eukaryota, Fungi, Ascomycota, Eurotiomycetes, Chaetothyriales, Herpotrichiellaceae. The record is from RefSeq and is a predicted model, not a curated record.
AUGGACCUGGAUACAGAUGAUGCAGUUUCAGAUCACCGCACCGCGGAGCAAAGGGGUCGGCGAACCUCGAACCUCCGCUCAUGCUUCAAUUGCAAUCGCAAAAAGAUUCGAUGUGACAAGAAGCUCCCAUGUACGGCAUGCACUCGGUCAGAUAAGCAAUGUUCCUACCCGGCUUCGGGCCCCAGGAGCAGGAGGACCAAGAUGACCAUGAUGGAGGAGAUGGCAUCACGAGUUUCCACCCUCGAGAAGUCUCUGAAGGACGCGAGAAACCAAACUUCAUCAGUUGCGACAUCGAGUGCACCGGCCUCUGGGAGCACAGUAACUACACCCCGCAUGCAAACUGGCGAUUCUGGCGAAAGGAUAAGGGACGAUAUUCUCGUCCAGGAGGGGUCUUCGAGUCAGUAUUUCAAUGAGAUUCUCUUGUCAAGGGUUCUAGAAGAGGAGCACCAUAUUGGAUCUGCCCUGACAAACCAGGCUACAACGCCAACUCCUCGAACUGAACACCCAUCAAUUUCCCCCUUUAGUGCUCUCGGUAUUGUCUCUUCUCCCUUCUUUACGCAGACACCAAGCACUUUUCAUCCAUCCAAAUCAGUGGCGAUGAGAUUGUGGAAUGUCUACGUUACAAAUGUGGACUGUGAUGCUUGCCAGAAAUUAUUGCACGUUCCCACCGAUGAGGCCAAGGUGUUUUCGACCGUCGACAAACCCAACGAAGCACCCUUGGACAAUCAUGCUCUGUGUUUUGCCAUAUACUAUUGUGCGGUGGUAGCACUCGACGAGGCAGACGCCUAUCCUAUUCUAGGAGGCGAAAGAGCUCCCCAUCUUCUCAGUUUCAAAAUUGGUUUAGAACAAGCUCUCGCACAAGCCGACUACCUAGAUCAACCGACUGUGACAUCACUUCGUGCACUGGCGAUAUACCUGGCAGCACUUCGCGUCAACAAUCGAGGCAGGGGUGUCUGGGUUCUCAACGGUCUUGCCAUCCGUCUGGCUCAGUCGAUAGGCAUACAUCGUGACGGUGCUCGACUGGGUCUAUCUCCCUUUGAGUCCGAAAUCCGACGCCGUCUAUGGUGGCAUCUGCUCAGUCGAGACGGUCGUGCCGGGGAAGACUAUGGUCUCCAAGACACCGAGCAUCUCCUGCUGUCGUGCGACGUCCCUUUGCCUCUCAACGUCGACGACGCUGACCUUUAUCCUGACAUGAAAGAACUCCCGCCGGAAAGAAAAGGCUGGACAGGCAUGACUUUCGACCUGAUCAACAUUGAAUUAGUCAAGGCUGCACAGAGACUAUCCGCACUCGCUGCUUCAUCGUAUUCAUCUCCAGGGGUGGCACCUAGCGAAGACGUGCGCAAAAGUGUCCUCGACCAGAGCAGAGAACGAAUUCAAGAGCGCUUGAGAUACUGCAACCCUGUCAUUCCACAGCAGCGCAUGACUCUCUUUUGCGCCUCGUGGCUCCUACGCAAGGUCGACUUCGUCACGCGCCAACAGUGGAGUUUGUUACAACAUCAUUCAAGCCCACGAAGCGAAGAUUUUGCAACCGAAGAGAACCUUCAGGAAGCGCUCGAACUCCUGCAGCCGAGACUUGAAGAAGGAGAUGAGCUGCUAAAGCCUUACGGGUGGGCGAAGAAAGCGUACCCGCAAUAUCAUGUCACGAUGUACGUGUUGUGGCAUUUAUGUAUCAAACCUGACGGGCCAAGCACGGGUAGAGCAUGGCGUGCUGUCGAUACCUUGUUCUCGACCGAGUUGUGGCACGAAACCACGUCCGGGUACGGGCCGAAGUCUGCGGUGCUGGAAGCUCUCAAGUUGAAAGCGUUGUCUGUGAGAAGUAGAACACAGCAUGGGAAUCCUUCGCGUACUAACUCCAGCGUCGAUCCAUCUUUGAACCCGACCGGAGAUGGUACAUCUCUACCGCCCGAUAGCGACCCAACGGAUGGCUUUUUCGCUAAUACUGAAGAGUUCAGUGGAUUAGGAUUCGAUAUCGGUGAUGAAAACUGGCCCGACUGGACAACUUUGGCUCAGGGGUAUCAGUACGAUGGACCAGGAUCGUUUCUCUAG